GCCCACACGUGCUCCCCCUCCGCAUCCGGGCGGAUGCUCGGCCCGCCCGCCCGGGGCUCUUAUAGCGGUGGGAGGGAGCGGGCGCUUCGUGCUGCCGCCGCUUCCCUUCUGACUCGGAAGACGUCCCCGGCCGCGCUUCCCCCUGGCUAGCAGCGUUUCGGAGCUCCCGUGGCAGGGCAGGACGAGAGAACGGUGCCCAGGGUUUGUCGGAGACUGCCCGCCGGACACCGGACCGGUUCCCCUUAGCCCGCCCUCCACCGCAGCGGCUCCUGCUGUUCCGCGGAGCCGUUUCUCUCCUGGGAAGCAGAACCUGGCGCUGCGAGACCUACAGCUGCUCUCUCCUGAAGGAGUGUUGCUGGUGGCUUUUUUCGUUUGCUGACUAAUCGCCGAUAUUGGUGCUGCUGGGGCUAGUCCGUCUGACCAAGCAUUGAGCCCGUUCUGUGCGAACAAAUCUCCUCUUCUAGAAUAUGACUGUUAUGGUGAAUAAAACAUACUGCUGUCAACAAUAUAACUUUGUCAUAGAAUUGCUGUAAAAGAUAGUCAAUAUUGCUGGUGGUGUGCCUUCUGGAAAUACAUUUUAACUGAAGAUACUACCAACGCUUUGUGAAUGGGAUGCUGCUCUAGACUGCUUUCUGACAUAAGCCAGCUGGGCUCUUUGCAGGUGAUGUUUUCCUUCUCACAUUGUUUAACUGGAAUUUGCUUCCACUGAUUUUGAGGAAGACGAAGAAAUCAAAGUGGAGUACCGUAAACUUGGCAUGGAUAAUAAAAAGAAAGACAAGGACAAGCCAGAUGAAAAAAUGACACGGCCGAGUGGGAGGUCAGGCCAUAAUACACGUGGAACUGGUUCUUCAAAUUCUGGAGUGUUAAUGGUUGGCCCUAACUUCAGAGUUGGCAAAAAAAUUGGAUGUGGCAAUUUUGGAGAACUACGAUUAGGAAAAAAUUUAUACACAAAUGAAUAUGUGGCAAUUAAACUGGAGCCAAUGAAGUCGAGAGCACCACAGCUACAUUUGGAAUACAGAUUCUACAAGCAGCUAGGAUCUGGAGAUGGAAUACCUCAGGUUUACUAUUUUGGCCCAUGUGGCAAAUAUAAUGCUAUGGUGCUAGAACUACUUGGACCUAGUCUGGAAGAUUUAUUUGACUUGUGUGGUAGGACAUUUUCUCUUAAAACCGUUCUUAUGAUAGCCAUACAGUUGAUUUCUCGUAUGGAAUAUGUCCAUUCCAAGAACUUGAUAUACAGAGAUGUAAAACCUGAGAACUUCUUAAUAGGACGACCUGGAAAUAAAACACAGCAAAUUAUUCAUAUUAUAGAUUUUGGGUUGGCAAAGGAGUAUGUAGAUCCAGAAACUAAGAAGCACAUACCAUAUCGAGAACACAAGAGCCUUACAGGAACAGCUAGAUACAUGAGUAUAAAUACACAUUUAGGAAAAGAGCAAAGUAGAAGAGAUGAUUUGGAAGCUUUAGGUCAUAUGUUUAUGUAUUUUCUCAGAGGAAGCCUUCCAUGGCAAGGUUUAAAGGCUGAUACAUUAAAAGAACGUUACCAGAAAAUUGGAGACACAAAACGAGCAACCCCUACAGAAGUACUAUGUGAAAACUUCCCAGAGGAAAUGGCUACGUACCUACGUUAUGUAAGAAGACUAGAUUUUUUUGAAAAGCCUGAUUAUGACUACUUAAGAAAGCUCUUCACAGACUUACUUGAUCGAAAAGGCUAUACAUUUGAUUAUGAAUAUGACUGGAUUGGGAAACAGCUGCCUGCUCCAGUGGGUUCAAUACAUUCAGAUCCUGCUCUGUCUUCAAACAGAGAAGCAUAUCAGCACAGAGAUAAAAUGCAACAAUCCAAAAAUCAGUUACAGUCAACAGAUCAUAGGGAUGCUUGGGAUUCACAGCAGGCCAAUAUGCAUCAUCUGAGGGCUCAUCUAGCAGCUGAUAGACAUGGUGGCUCAGUACAGGUAGUAAGUUCAACAAAUGGAGAACUGAACACAGAUGACCCAACCGCAGGCCGUUCAAAUGCACCCAUCACAGCACCGGCAGAAGUAGAAGUAAUGGAUGAAACCAACUGCCAGAAAGUGUUGAACAUGUGGUGCUGCUGUUUUUUCAAGCGGAGGAAAAGGAAAACCCUUCAGCGUCACAAGUAACUAGAACCAAGGAGAACAUGGGAAAUUGCUUAUUUGUUCAACUGCUCUCUUGUGCUCUUAAAAAAAACCCAAAACCAACUUCCAUAAUGGCCACAUGUUUUCCAAGAACUCCCUUAGAAACAAUGCAAUGCCUACGUGCUCCUACAUCCAUAUUCCAUCUCUUUAAUUCAUCUAUUCUGAAAGCUUUAAGAUUUUGUCAAAUUACGAGUGCUUCUUUGACCAUCAAUUAAAUGGACCAAUGAAAUGGUACAAAUGAACAGUAUCUUCAGCAAAACUAAACUUGAAAUGUAUUUUUCCUGUCCUAGGAAGUAUUAGCAGUGUCUUAGCUGAAGACAAAUAUCACAAAGCUGUUAUGGGAGUUCAUAGCAGUAUAUAAAAAGCAGUUCUCAAAAAAUACAGAAGAAAAAUAGAUAUACACAGCCAUGUAGAAAAAGAAUAAAAUCUUAAGAUUCCCUUUGACACCUACAUUGAUUUUUUUUCCUUUUCUCCCAUUAUGACUGGUGAUAAUUUAGUAAAAUUGUGUUAGCACUAUAAACCCUAUCUCUGCUAGUAUGGUGCAGUCACUUUCCAGAGAUACUGAGGAGGCUGAUUUAGCUCUUCACAGCUGUCUAAAAUGCUGGCAAUGCUAGUGAAAAAAGUAUUUUCAAUAGCUUCUGAGUCUGAAGACCGCCUUUUGUUAAUGGAAUUCCAAUACAGUAGAAAUUACAAGAGUGUUUGUACAAAGAUUACAGAAGUUUGUACAAUUAGUUGUGCUUCCAGUAAUGUUAGUAAGAUUGAAAUACCUUCAAAGGAGGACCCACAUAGGAAUUGUGAAAGAAAAAUAAAUGUGAAUCUGGUUAAAGUGGAAUCAGUAUUAAAGUCUGUAUGUUCACUAAAGUAGUUGAUGAUUGACAGCAUCUUUGACUUGAAAAUAUGGAUGUGCCAUGUAAUGUUGGAGAUCAAUUUGUAAAUUAGUUCACACUUUGAUUUAGAAAACAAAUGCAAUGGAAAGGGGCUAGACCUCUUCCUUCUCUGCAUACUAGCCCAUAGUGUCCAAAACUUACCAAAAUCUUUUUGUCCUGGAAAUUUCUUGUCUUUCAGUGUAAUGUCAGUACUAUAGCAGGAUGGCAAGGGUGUAUCAGGUACUUCCCUACAGUCCAAUGAAGUUCCUAUAAUAAAAACAAACCAGCAGCUCUAUAGACAAGUCAGGCAAUUUUAUACUUCUUCAGAAAAUAUAUGCUUUUUUAAAAAGCCAUAAUGACAAAGGUGUGCUUUUGUCAUGUUUUGCUGCCAGCUACUUGAAGAAGAGAUGUGAAAACUGGAAGUGACUAGACAGAUUUGUUGACCAAAACUCAUAAAUUAUCUGUUUUUUAAUAAUUCUUCCAGAGCUAAUGAGAAAUUUUUUUCUAUCCACACAUGCUUUUUGGCAUUCUUAUUUAUUUUCACCUGUUUUGUGGUAGCAUUGUAAAUGUAUUUUAAAAGUAAUGCACACCUUUGAAUUCAUUAUUGCAUUUACAAGCAAUUUAACUGUAUUUUGUAAUUUAUUUUUCCUUAACAACCCAAAGUGUAUUUUUUUUGGAUUAUGUGCUCAUAUGAAUACUUUGAUCUUUGUCAUUAUUGCUGUUCAUGAUUUUGUUUUUGUAUUACAAAACCUGAGCUUGGCAUACAAAAACACUGUAUAACUGGUCCUAAGUUUCCACUCCACCAGUUUGUGUUCUUGACCAACUCCACCAGUUUGUGUUCUUGACCAUCUCAAACUCAUGAAGUUCCUUUUCUGUCUUUAUUUAAGCUGAAAAGGUAGGAGGUUGCUUGACCAUUCUUAUUUGAAAACACAUUCUUAUUUGUAGUAGUUGACCAAAUUCAUUGCUUUGUAAGAUUUUUAAAUAUGUAUAGCAUGUGUGCUUUUCACACACCUGGUUAGUUUUACUCUCAGAGGUUUUUGACCUGUACAGUGUUUGUAUGAUCCGAACUCCAUACACAUGAUAAAGUGUGGGUAUUAUGGACUCGAAAUGUUGGAACAUACAAAAGCUGUUUGUUUGCUGAAAUGACCAGUAUCUAAACACUUGCUUUUCAGCAAUAUUUUUUUAAGUGCUUGAUUGUAAUGCUGAAAAAGAAGGUUUUCUUCUAGCAAAGCAAGGCUGUCACUACUAAUACAGGUGUGUUCAGGUUAUGUCAAUAUGAUGUGCAUUUAAACCCUUUUUUUCUUGUCUAAACUAAUGAAGUUGACAUUGGAUGGAUGUCUUAAAAUGAAAUGAAAUGU
This is a messenger RNA of Calypte anna (Anna's hummingbird), 4371 nucleotides long. It is a transcript of the gene CSNK1G3, whose product is annotated as casein kinase 1 gamma 3. Gene Ontology annotation, biological process: positive regulation of canonical Wnt signaling pathway; endocytosis; signal transduction. The coding region runs from base 756 to 2132 and encodes 458 amino acids. Gene Ontology annotation, molecular function: protein serine/threonine kinase activity; ATP binding. The transcript is spliced from 16 exons. The record is from RefSeq and is a predicted model, not a curated record. Gene Ontology annotation, cellular component: plasma membrane; cytoplasm; nucleus. NCBI's taxonomy places the organism in Eukaryota, Metazoa, Chordata, Aves, Apodiformes, Trochilidae.